Messenger RNA from Pyrenophora tritici-repentis Pt-1C-BFP, 234 nucleotides. NCBI's taxonomy places the organism in Eukaryota, Fungi, Ascomycota, Dothideomycetes, Pleosporales, Pleosporaceae. The record is from RefSeq and is a predicted model, not a curated record.
AUGGGUGCUUCCCAGGCAGCAGCGAGAGGCAAAGUCAUCCCCUUUCGGUCCGAUUCGCGCUGGCGCAGCUCCGCCAUCACUGCACUGUCACUGCUGCAUAGUGGACUAUGUAUGGCAACGCGGUGUCGUGGCGAUGCGGCACGGCGGACCUCGAAGCCCCGAAAAGUCCUACGUAAAACGAAUAUCAAAGUGCUGAGCAUUUUUAGCACAGCGGAAGAAACGGAUGAGGCGUGA